AUGGGCGCUUUAGAAGAGGGGCACUUCAAUGAGGAGCUAGAGAAUGGAGUGAAGGUGGGAGGUUGUAUUGAGCUGGAUUUUGAGGAAGAACCGGAGACUUUGGCAAUAGAAGUUGCCGUGAAAACUCUAUUGCAGGGUUUGGGCGAAGAUUUUAAUCGCGAAGGUCUCCGAAAAACGCCCUUUCGUGUCGCCAAGGCCCUUCGAGAAGGAACCAUAGGUUACAAGCAAAAGGUGAAGGACAUUGUCCAAGGCGCUUUAUUCCCGGAAGUUGGCUUGGCAAGUGGAAUUGGUCAUGCUGGAGGAGCAGGUGGGCUUGUGAUGGUGCGAGAUCUUGACCUCUUCUCAUACUGCUAUGUUCCAGCUGGGCAGCAAGUGGUUGGCCUAAGCAAGCUCUAUAGGGUAGCUGAAGUCUUUGCAAAACGGCUCCAAGAUCCACAACGCCUGGCAGAUGACGUUUGUUCAGCUUUACAACUUGAAAUCAAGCCAUCAGGUGUUGCUGUCAUUCUCCAGUGUUUACACAUUCACUUCCCAAAUUUUGAGUCGGCAUUUCUGGAUGCAAACCACCAAGGAUGGGUGAAGAUUUUGGUUAAUUCAGGUUCAGGAGUUUUUGAAAAUGAGAAGGCCGAUAUUUGGGGUGAGUUUUUGAGUCUACUAAAAUUCAGAGGCAUAAAUUUAGAAUCCGAUUCCAAAGGAUCUGCUGACAAAUGGUGGUGCCCUUCUUGGUCUUCCUCCAAUAUAGGACCAGCCAGUUCAGGAAUGAUUACUGCAGUAGCUUCAAUUAUCCAAUCUCUGGGUGAAGACCCAUCAAGAAAAGAGCUGAUUGGAACUCCUAAUCGUUUUGUGAAGUGGCUGAUGAACUUUAAGAAUACUAACUUGGAUAUGAAAUUGAAUGGGUUUGUUCGUGGUAGAAUUGCUCCUUGUAAUAUUAAUGGGGAGGCCAGUCCUAAUGAAGAACAUGUUGAGUCUGAACUAAACUUGCCAUUUUGGUCCCAAUGCGAACACCAUUUACUUCCAUUUCAUGGUGUCGUGCAUAUAGGAUAUUUUUGUGCCGGAGGAGUGAAUCCCAUUGGAAAAUCCCUUUUACACUCAGUAGUGCAUUUCUAUAGUUUCAAGCUCCAAGUACAGGAAAGGCUCACUAGGCAGAUUGCUGAGACUGUGUCAUCGGUAUUAGGUGGAGAUGUCAUGGUAGUGGUAGAAGCUAAACAUACUUGUAUGAUCUCUAGAGGGAUUGAGAAGUUUGGUAGUAGUGCAGCUACAAUUGCUGUCUUGGGUCGAUUUUCAACUGACCGUGCUGCAAGGGCUUUAUUUUUGAAGAGCAUUCCAAAUUCUUCCAAUUCUGGAAUAUGAUUGCUAGUCCUAAUAUUGCUGAUAUAUGGUUUCAACAACAUAUUUUCCUCUUUAUGCACCUUUCUUCGACCUGGGGCUGUCUGUUGUGGCACAGGCAUAACAGUAUGAAUUCAUACAUAGAUCUUGAAGUGAACUCGAAGAGAUGGGGUUCCUGCUCAGGGAAUUUUCAGUGCAAGGUGAUUACUUUUUGAUAUUGAAAUGUCAAGAUAAAUGAGUAUUCAAUUUCUUUUGGCAGUUAUUUUUUUUGUCGGGUCUUUUUGAAAAAUAAUUCUCUCCUUAUUGUUUGUAGCAUAGAGAUGGCUUUGUACCCACAAAUUGCCAAUGAUUUAUCGAGUAAUUAUUGCCAUCAAAGUGCCUUAUAUUUUCG
This is a messenger RNA of Ilex paraguariensis (yerba mate), 1714 nucleotides long. NCBI's taxonomy places the organism in Eukaryota, Viridiplantae, Streptophyta, Magnoliopsida, Aquifoliales, Aquifoliaceae. The record is from the annotation of a GenBank genome assembly.